CGACCUCUGCCUUCGGUGAGUAUCGGUGCUUUUGCAGCGAAGGGAAAAAGCGAAUCCUGCUUCAUCCUCGCUUUACACUGUCUCUCAGUCCGUGUUGACACAGUCCCUGGUUGCUUCGGUCCUUAAAGGAUAAACAAACCCUUACACUAAUAAUGUACGCCUGUGCGAAGUUCGUCUCCACACCUGCCCUGGUCCGCUCUGGAUCCCGGGCUUUGUACAGACCCCUGUCUGCUUCUGUACUGUCUAGGCCAGAGGUCAAAACCGAGGCACCUGCUGCUCUCCUGCCCCAGUCUCCUCUCACCCAGGUGUGUCUGCGAGGCUUCCAGACCAGUGCAGUGAGCCGUGACAUUGACACUGCUGCCAAAUUCAUUGGAGCCGGAGCUGCCACUGUCGGUGUGGCUGGAUCUGGUGCUGGAAUCGGAACUGUCUUCGGCAGUCUGAUCAUUGGAUAUGCCAGGAACCCAUCUCUGAAGCAACAGCUCUUCUCAUAUGCUAUCCUGGGAUUUGCUUUGUCUGAAGCUAUGGGUCUCUUCUGUUUGAUGGUUGCUUUCCUCAUCCUGUUUGCCAUGUAAAAACUUACUGCAAGUGGCAACAUAUGACAUACUCAAUUGUGAAUUCACAGUUGCUACCAAAAGUGUCUGCUCUUAAUUGUCUAUGUAGAAAGAAAUGUUCAUUUUCGAUGUCCACUCUGUCAAAAGAAUAAUGUAUUAUAAACUUGUAAGCAAUUACAAAAUUAAAAUGUUUAAAGGACAAUUGUAACUUUUUUGUAAUUUGGGAAUUAUAUUUGUCCCCUCUUUGAACAACAGUGGUGCUCACUAAAAUGACAACUUUGAGGAUUCAUUGCAACACCUUGGUAGUCUGAUAGCACUUUCUGUACAUCACAGCUGGAGAAGUGUACAUGUUCUGGGUCCACUUAUUUCCGGGGGUUGCACUCCUGGUGGACGGGGAAAGGGAUGUAGGAUGCAGCUGGUUAAGUCAGUAAACAUUUGCUUUUGUAAAUUGCGUUAAAUAAAUAUCUACUUGUGUUUA
Molecule: messenger RNA, 1029 nt
Organism: Tachysurus fulvidraco (yellow catfish)
Lineage: Eukaryota; Metazoa; Chordata; Actinopteri; Siluriformes; Bagridae
Gene: atp5mc3a
Product: ATP synthase membrane subunit c locus 3a
Exons: 5
Coding region: 153-572 (139 amino acids)
Biological process (GO): proton motive force-driven ATP synthesis; proton transmembrane transport
Molecular function (GO): proton transmembrane transporter activity
Source: RefSeq, a predicted model, not a curated record